AUGCGAGAAUCCCGCCGCCGGAGCCCGGAAAACUCCAGGAGGCCGAGGCGCGAGAGCAGACGAGGCUCGGGUGAGCGCUUGACGAACCUGCCGCCGAUGCCGAUGCCUGUGUCCCCAGGCGCUUACACGAAUUCGCACACCGACACCUACGCCAGCACCAACCUCCCACCAUCACCACUUCCUCCGCCACCGACGUCGACGUCGACGAUGACGAUGACGGCGACAACGGCGACGGGCGCGAUGCCCCACGGUCAGGACCGACGCCAGAGACAUUCCUCUCCGCCACGUCAGAGUCGCCGUCAGCGGCCCCGUGCCCCCUCCAGCGUCCACUCGUCCUCGAGCUCCAUCUCGUCGUCGUUUCUCGACAUAUCACGACACUACCCCCACACGAGCCGUUUCGGCGGCCUCUUCACCGCCUUCUUCCGCGCCCCAUCCGAGAGGUCGAGACGAAGCCGUCGCAGGAGCGCCGGUCCGAGAAAGCGCCGCAUUCUGUACUUUGGCAACUCGUCUUCGUCGUCGGUCAACUCCGACCUCGCCUACGGAAACGGGUACAUUGCGAACCCCAAGAGCGCCCGCAACCGCAGCCCCAGACGCUCGGCCGCCGGCGCCUCCAACGUCGCCGCGGCCGCCUCCUCCGCCGGCUCGACCCAAUACUACCAGCAGCAGCCGCAGCAGCCGUUCUGGGGGGCGGCUGAUGACUUCAACCGCAGCGGCACACGCAAGGCUCAGACCGAUGAGGAGAUUCUGGAAAUCGGCCGCCAGCUGCAGGAUUUCGCCCGCAAGCAGAAUGAACACGACCUCAGAACCGCCAGCCGGGCUCGGCCGGCUGCUGGCCUCAUGGCUGCCGGCGCCGCCGCAGCAGUAGUCCGUGACGGACAAAGGAGGAAGCGUCAUGGAGCCUCCAGCCGCGGCAUCGGAAGCUCGAGACCACACACCGGCUCUUCUGCCGACGAGUCGGACUGGGAGUCGGCCUCGGAGGACGAGUCGAGCGACGACGCCGACUCGGAACUCGCGUACGGCUCGGUUGUGUCGCACCCAAUUCGACCAGCCGCUCCAUCCGCCAUGGCCUCCGGCCUCGCCGGGCCGUCCACGAGUAGCAGGCAGAGCUCCAUGGUAGACCCCCGCCUGUUCGGUCCCGUGAACUCGCUGCGUGGGCUGGUGACCCCCCAACCCUUCGGACCCGACGGCACUGCCGUUCCCUCUGGCCAGCAUGAGAGUUUCAACAGACUUCGACGCGCCGACACGGAUCCCGUUCGCGCGACCUCUACCAAGAAGGACUACUCCUCCCAGACGCGUCAUGCACGAAAUUUCAACGCCACCACGGCACCGACAACCUCUACGCCACGGGACCUGCCCUAUCGUCCCCGUGCCGAACCGCUUCCUCUUCAGCAGCCGGUGCCGCUAACCCCGGUGUCGCCCAGCCUCUACGAGACUGGGAAGCUCGAAGGCGUGAGCGGAGGAGAGACCCGAGACGCCCGCCCGCUGUCCGGAGACAAGAACGCCAACGAGGUUUCGUUUGCUGGCAUUGCCGCCGCCGCCGCCACCGCCGCCGCUCUGGCUUUCGAUCGGCGGCAGCGCCGAGAUGGUCGGAGGGCCAGCCGCAAAGCGAUUGAUACGGAUGGCAGAGCGAGUGAGAAACGACGAAGCAGCCACGGUCGUGAUGAUGAGAAGCGAGACCAUGACCGCCGUGCGGAUGACAAGGACUCGAACCGCUGGCGCAGGGAGUCGGAUGCGCAAAAGGAGAAGCGCAUGUCCAAGCCAGACUCGUAUGCUCCCGGGAACGCCGACGACGGGGACCGCAAGUGGACUUCACGCUCCGAAUGCCAAGACGACGCCCGGACGUGGCGUGAGACUGCCGUGGACGCGUACCAGGAACCCGGCCGUAGCGGUCGUGAUAUUCUACGAGAACUUCAUGAUGCUGGAGCCGGAAAGGUCGACGAAGAUGCCGCCCUGAAAGCCCAAUUCGCUCCCGAGCGCCCCUUGACGCCGACUAUUAUUACGGUGGAGCGAGAGCCCGUCUUCGAUGACAUGCCUGUACGGCCGGCGAAGCCUGCGAUGCGGCAAAGCCGCAUGGAUUCGUUCGAGAUCGACGGCAUGCCGGAAAACGCAAAGAGCCCUCGAGGUGCGGAUUCACAUGCUGCGCCCCGCCGGCGUUACAGCUACGAGGAGGAGGAGCAUGAGGCCAAGGGCCUUUAUGACGAGAUCAGGCAGUCGACCAUCCCCGUCGGGGUAGCGGCAGUCGCAUCUGCCAUCGCCGUCGAGGCAGCUCGGUCCCGCGAGCGGCGUCGUGAUCAGUACUCAGACGACGGCUCCCGCGAGCACUACGAGAGCGUGGAUGUCGUUCAGGAGGAAGCGAACCGCCGUUUCCGCGAGGCCGCCAUUGCUCGAAAGAUCGCCGAGGAUGAGGUGCGCUCUCGGAGCCAUUCGCCCGAUCGAUCCGUCCUCGACAAGUACUCCGGGGAUGACGCAACCAACGAAAGCGCAAUCGUUACACCCCCAGAGUACGAGGAUAGCCACAAAGGGAGGAAGAGCCGCUACGAUGCGCCAGACGCUGACGUCCGCAUUGAUAACAAAAUUUACCCCCAGGAAAUCCCCCGAUUCCGCGCCACUGGCAGUGGCGGGGAUGCCUCGUUCUCAUCCCGAGAUCCAUCCUGUGAGAGGGAAAGGCCUUUGCUGAACCUCGUGUUUCCCACACCGAUAUCUAGUCGACAUACCACGCCGAGUCCCGAAAACCUACACCGCGGUGAUGGCAAGGAUGGCGCAGGAGAUCGUCGUGAAUCCUCUUCCCGCCAGUUCGAGCCUGCCAAAGAUGUUCACGUGGCCGAGGGAGAACCCCAGGGUGACCAAGUGCAGUCCGGUGUCGCCAAGUCAGUAACAUGGGGCGAGAACUCGACCAAAACGUUUGCAGUCAUGACACCUGAGCCCAGUCCUGAUUUUCGACCAUCAUGGGAGCAAUCCGAGGACGUGGAGCGGCCGCACCUUGACGAGACGAACAAAAGGGGCACGGACAUGAUUGAAAGAGCCCAUGGCACAACCAGCAUCGAACCGGCCAACGAGCCCGAGGAAGACUGGUCUCCCAAGGCUAAACCUCCCGCGUUUGAUACCACAAGCCCCGACCAGCCGUUUGAGCAUGUGUCAAGUGCUGUGCCACCGAUCCCUGGCCCGAAACCUUCUGGCUCUUUGCCGAACAAGAUGCCCGGGGCCUUUGCCGAUGAUAUCGAGUUUGCGGCAACCCUCGCCGCCGGACUGCAGGACACUGGCUUUGACCCUAACAUCGUCAUCGACGACCCUGCCUACCGGAGACGCGGUUCUCCUCCAGGAGAGAGCGGACCAACCGGGGACAGUUGGAGCCGCGAGGAGGCCAGGCCUGUCGCAGCCGAGAGCGCGAGGGGUGUCCCCGUCGACAGUUCCACCAUGCCCGAGCUGGGGUGCGUAAUCGCUGAACCUGGGACGGCUUGGGAUACCCCGAUUGUGCGUACGGAGGAACCGGAUGUUCCGGCGAAGCUCAGCAAGAAGGAGAAAAAGAAGCUGGAGAAGCUGAAGCGACAAUCCGCAGAAUUGCCCGAACCAGGGCCUCUCGAGUCGGAGACUCCCCCCUCCGAGAGCACGACCGGACCCCUCCGAGGUCUCAGCAAGAAAGAGCAACGCAGGCGUGAAAAGGAAUUAAGGACGCUGGCUCUUCUGCAGGGCGACGAGGUAGCCGGCAAUGCCGAAAUCGAGCCCCUAGAAGCUCACGUUGUUGGUGACGACCAGUGGGAGGAAAGCGGACGAUCAAAAUCCAAGAAGAACAGGAAAAGCAGAGACCUUGAGGAAGACGCACCCUCAAAGGUUUCUGUUCCUGUCGAUGAAUUUGACGACCUGCAGUCCCUCAGAAAGUCCGAGCCCGACGACGAAUGGAUGGGCUCCAAGAAGUCCAAAAAGAAGUCCAAGAGGAGCACCGAUUUGUAUGAGUCCGGUUCCCGUGCACCGUUUGACGGGUCCACCAGCAGCCGAAGUAGCAAGUCGAAACGGAGCGGUGCCAUGGACGACGACAACGACGAUGAAGUGGAUGCCAUUAAGAGUGGCCCCCCGGAUCGUGCCCUGCCUGCGCCGUUUGAGGACAGGGACGUGAGUUCGGUUGUGUCGGAAUCUCGCGCAGAGGUCCAGAAACGGGGUAAGCGAGAGAAAAGGAGGUCGUCGCAGUACGAAGAUGACGACGCCAAAUCUGUAGCUUCGGCCCCAGGUUCGUCGUACAAAGUCGAGGACGAGCAAUGGAAGAAACGUGAUGGCAAGAAACCAUCCCGAAAAAAUGAUCAUGAUGAUGCUGGAUCUGUUCCUUUAGCACCGAGCCCGUCCCGCCGCGGCAAAGAUGAGGACGAAGGGAUGUCCUCACGAUACGACGAUGACAGCAGGUCUAUUGCUUCAGCGCCCGGCUCGUCUCGCCAGAGCAACGGCGCCGAGGAAAAGGGAUCCACAGGAAUUUUCUCGAGCCUCCUCAAAUUAGGCGGCAAAGAUGAAAAGAAGGAGUCUUUUUUAGAUAAUGCCGGCACCCCUGGCGCGGGUGUCGGCUUUGCGACUGUCGCCGCCGCCGCCAUUCUUACGGCCAGUCGCUCCAAUGCCGCCGAUGACUCCUCGGAAAAGGAGCACAACUUCCCAGAUGACGCCGAAGCAGUGCAGGAAACCGGCGUUAUUGAUCCUGAGGUUGCCGCUAGAGCAAUCAAGCCAGCCAUUGAUCCCCAGUAUGGCGAUCUCCUUCCGCUCCCCCCCAGCGAGCCAGCGAGCCCAAAACCCACACCCGAAGAGCUGCCAAGCCUCCCAAGCAGCCGACCAGAUACGCCUCCGGAUGAGCGCAACCUGAAGCGCGACUAUGAGACCCGUCGCCGACGCAGCAUUCAGGAAACCCCAAUCAAGUCUCCUAGCAGCACAGCCAUCCCCAUAUCCCUGCGAAUAGGCCAGAGGGGAGGUCCCGCCACCCCUAUGUCCGCUUCGUUGAGAUCCCCAAUGGGAUCUCCCAUGGGCACCCCGGACUCCGCCUCUCGCCGACAGGCUCGCAUCUCUUGGGAUAGCAGCCGAGAGAUCAAGCCCUUGUACCUCCUGGAGCAUGCGAGGCACAAAUCUGCCGACAACGUCCCCCAUGGCCCUAGUCUUCCCGAGCUCCCACUAAGCGAGCCAUCAGACCGGGACUCACCCGCACCAAGGUGUGAGGAUCCGGAGGCUAGCGGCGAUAAUGUGCAUCAGAGCAUCGGUGACGAUGACAUCGCUGACGUGGGAUUUCGAAUUGAUACGAACUUGGCACAGACAGCACUUGACCGCGACCUUGCGGGAUCACAGGAGACGACGCCCAGGGCUGGGGUGAAGCCUGAAACUCCAGGCCAGUUCCCGCUCGAGAAUGAAGAGAGUCAGUCGAGCAAUUAUGCUGAACCUGAUCCCAUUGAGUCGAUGUCCAAGGAUAGAAGCUCGUACUUGCUUCUUUCCACGCCGUCAUCGGUCGGAUCCAUGAGAGUCACCGAUGACGAAGGCCUCGCCCAAAAUCCCUGGGAAUCAUCCCCCUCGAAGCUUGGCAAGAGUACCGCAUUGCACGACAUUCUCGAAGACUUGCCAUCGGCGGACGAGCACUUUUCUGAUGCCCGGGAAGCAUCGCCAGAGGACGUAUUUGAGGAGGCCCGAGAUUUUCAUGAUGCACCAGCCUCGCAGGUGCUUCCUUGGAUGGACUCUCUCAACCAAGAGGCAGGACCAGAGCCAACGAGAUCUGCGGCUACCGAAACAGUGGACCCCGACGGAUGGAGAAGCAUGACAAGAAGGGAGAAGAAAGGGAAGGCAAAGAAGGCUCUCCAGAGCAGGGAAAUGAACUUGGCCGAUGAUACCGUGGCUGAUGAUUCUGGAACAGCAACCAACAUUGCUGGAGACAUGCCAACAGUCGAUCAUUGCACUAUUCAACCAGAGCUGCCUCAGGAUGCUUUCAAGUCACAAAAGAAGGGCAAGAAGGGCAAGAAGGGCAAGAACAAACAAUACUCCUGGGACGACGAUCUUGGAGACAAGCCUGCUGAGGAAUCUCCCAAGCCGGAUAAUAUCGACACGGCCGACAUGUUAGUGGCCCAUGAUGAUCCACUUUCUAAAGGGCACGAAGCCAUACGCUCGACAGGAGAUGAAGAUGCACCACCACGGGCACUUCACGAUGACGAUGUGCCUAGAGAUGAUAGUGUGACAUUAGAUGGCCCUACUUAUGAGGUCGACACGGCUGUCGCCGCAGACUCUGCAAUACCGUCGACGUCUGAACGCGCUCCUCAACCGUCUGUGGAGGCCGAUUUUUGGGAGAACACUAGCAAGAAGGGGAAGAAAAGGAAGAACAAGAAGCCCAAGGAGGUUGCACUUUGGGAUGAAAACCCUGCUCACGAAAUACCUUCCCCAGUCGUCCUGCCCCAAGUACAGCCAGACUCCAAUCCCAAUCUUGCGAAUGCUGCCCAGGUCGGCCAGAAGGACAUAUCAGAGCUCGAAAAUGACCGUAUCACCAGUCCGCAGGAAGAAACCGUCAAGGCCGAGACGGCAGCCACUGUUGAAUCCUCGCUGGCCACUGAAGCCAACGCUGACGAUUCGUGGUCCACUCCUACCGCUUCAAAAAUGAGCAAAAAGGCGAAAAAGAAGAAAGAUAAGCAACAAGUUUUCUUAGCCUGGGGUGAAACAGUGAUGCCCGAGAGUGUACCUCAGACACUCGUCGCAAUUCCCGCAGGAACAGCAGCCGACGUCGGCUCGGCGGAGGCUGUCGGACCCGUUGAGGUUCCCAAUCCUGGCAUACCAAAACCCGAAGCCGACGCAAACAUUACCUCUGCUGAACACGCUGACGAGGCGGCCCCCAAGGACGUAAAAUUCAUUCCUGCCACUUCGAAGAAGGACAAGAGAAAGAAGAAGAACACGAAGGAUGUCGCGUCAUCGGAUGAGCCCCAGGUGCCUGAGGUACCGACAGACACCACCAUGGAUGUGGACACCAUGAACGACCACGUUGAUAUUGCCCUUCAUGAACCUUCUGCAGUCCGAGAAGCUGAGGCUGAAGCUCCUCCGAAUGAAUCGAGCGUUUCCAUCCUUGCCAGCGAGCCAACCGCCGAUGAUCCUGAAGAUAUGCGGCCUAUGCCCACCUUUUCUAAGAAAGACAAGAAGAAAAAGCGGAAAAGUCUUCUUCCCGAUGAACCGAUGCUGGUGGAAAAUGAAACAGAAAUACCCACCAAUGCAGAGGAGCUCCAGGCAGAGGUAAAAAUGGAGUCGGAACUUGCAGAAUCUCAGCCAUUCAGCGAAGGUCACGCCUCAAAGCCAGAGCCCAUUCCGGCGGAACCCGUAUAUGUCCCCGUCUCCAAAGGCAGCAAGAAGAAGAAGAAGGACAAGCGGAAAUCUGUGCAAUGGGAGCCAGACGUGCCGGAGAAUAUCAGCGUUCCUGAACAUGAUUCCGCCGAGCCAGCUCAUCACAUUACAGUUGAAGAACCUGCCCUUCAAAGUCCCGAAGAAGUCUUUGCCGAGCCAGAGUCUGUCAGCGUUGUUCCAGAGGUGACAGCUUCUGAUGAAAAAUCACCCGAUUGUUCUCAUCCAAGUUUGUGUUCCACUGCUGGGCUGGUGGCCCCGGAAUCCCUGAUUUUGGCCAGUUUGAGCCAAGAAUAUGACAACAAACCUUCUUCUGAAGAUGUCAGAAAAGUCGUUGUUGACGAGCCACCCUCCCUGGAACAAUGCCACUCAGAACCCCUUUUCUCUCAGGGCGAGGAACCAGUUGAGCCUACACAGGAGACCUACAGUCUUGAGCCAACGCAAGCUGAUGAUCAUUAUUUCGAAAGAAACGAGGGUACAGUUAUGCCUACUUCUGAACCGGUUUUCGAUCAAUCUUCUGUCGUUUUCAAGGCGAAGGGCAAAAAGAGCAAAAAGAAGAAACAAUCAACUGCCUGGGAUUCUAUUGAAAACGAAUUGACCCCAAAGUUGGAGGCUGAUUUACAACUCCCCACCGAAACAUCGGCAGCUGAAGCAGGGAUAGGGGAACCGGAAGCAGUGACUGAGGUAAUUGCCUAUGAAGAAGAACCUCAGGUCGCGACAGUAGAGGAACCGCGAGAGACGUUGGCAGAGGACGAAUGGGCUAUGCCAACCAGCGGCAAAAAGCCCAAGAAGAACAAGAAAAAGGGCAGCAAGUCCACAUCAAUCGUCGACAUAACACCUGUUUCUGAAGUCACUUCCGAUACGAUUGAGACUAUCGUGAUGACAGAGGAACCGGCCAUCGUCGCGGAACGUUCCAAAAACCCUGCGGUUGAUCAACUGGACCCAGAACCAAGCGCAGCUGAAGACUGGCCGCAGGUGACAAGCAAAAAAGGCAAGAAGAAGAAGCGUCAAAGUCAGCUGCUCAGCAUCUUAGAUGAUGAACCUUCAAUCGUUACUGUCCUGGCUGAAACUCCGAAAUCGAUAGAGGUUCCCGAAACCGCAGUCAAUGCCGACGCGGAGUUUGAUGUUCCGAAGAAGGCCAAAAAGUCCAAGAAAAAGGACAUGAUAACCCUUUCCUGGGAUUCUCGUGAGGUGCAGCCGGACGUUGACUCGAAGUCCUCGCCCGCUCAACCGGGGCCUGCCUCUCAAGAGUGUGUGAGGGUGGCCGAGCUUGAUGCCCAACCACCGGAUUGCGACGCUUUUCUGGUCGAGGAUGACCGAGCCUCGAUCGCCGUCUCUGGAGCUGAGCGGGUUAGUGACUCGACAAAAGAUGCGCCUGAAUCUCCACCUGAAAGGACAGCUUUGGAAACUUCUUUGCCGGAUUCAACAGUAACAAAAGCCCCUCCCGUCAAGGAACACGACCAUGACUUCUCGAAAAUGGAUUUGCAGAAGAUGGAAGCAAAGCAAUCUAAAAAUGAGGAGGUCAUGAGACUGGACUCUGCCGACCGCUCAAACAUCAACUCCGAUACGGAUUUGUUUCUUGAAAAGGUGACCUUUGAGCCCUUCGACAGUGCCGUUGAGCAUACUCCAGAAGUGGGCGAAGCAGUAAAAAUAUCCACUUCAGUAGAAGAACCUGCAGUAUCGAAGAGAAGAGAACCAGCUCAGUCAAAAGAGGCCUUAGAGCAGCCGCCAGAGGCAAGUCUCCAUACCGAGUGGGGUGGGUUCAGUCUCAAGCCGUCCAAGAAGGAUAAGAAGAAAAAAAAGGCUAAAGAUGUCGAGUCUACGAUUCUACAGAAAUCCAAAAUGAUGAGCCCCCCGGAAGAGGAGCUGCAGAAACUGGAUUCUCUCGUGGACCGGCUAGAAUCCCAGGAGACUGGCCCUCUGAUUGAGCAGGAAAGUACUCUUGAACCAGAAACCACAAUACAGACUACGAGCCCAGGAGAAUAUGCGACUUGCAAUGAGCCCGAGGCGAAGGCUGAGGAAGAAUGGGGAUUAGGCUUGUCAAAAAAGGAGAAGAAAAAGCUGAAGAAGAAGAAAAUUGCACUUGAAUCUGUGUCAGUUGAAAGCGCAUCUCCAGAAGAUUUGGACAUGGGAAAAUUGGGCCAGCAAGGUAACCUUGCUGUCGACACAGAGGCUUCUAUUGAGAAUUCCAGUGAUCCUCGACAAGUUUGCACCACAGUCGAGGUUGAACAAGAGGUUCCUUGCGACGUCACUGGUGCUGAGGAUUUCAAGGAAGACUUGGGAAAUAUCGAAACCCCCUCCCAAAAGGCAGAGAAAGGCGCAGAUUCGGAUUCAACGGAUUUCCAGAAUGUCUUGACUUCGCGAGUGACGAACACAGCGGUGCAGAUUACCGCCGAUGAAGCUGAGCAGCCAACCACCGAAAGCCAGCCUGCGGCAACCAACACUCAGGUCCAGGAUGAUGAAUGGUCUACAGCCUCCAAGAAAACCAAAAAGGGCAAAAAAAACCGGCGAAGCCAAGUCGAGGCACCUUCAUCGAAGCAGCCAGUAGCCGAGAGCUUGAGCGCACAAUCUCCUGAGAAUUCUCAUACCUUUGCAAUAGCAGACUCCAUGGCAGAUUCACCAAUCCCCAAUCAGCAGGUUCCUGAGCUGACUGUGGCUGUGGAAAAGACUCAGGUCUCAUCUGAUGAACAAGAGACCAGCGGUAUUGGCCUGGAUGCCGAUACUCCAGGUGAUGCCAUUUGCUACGAGCCUGAGGCAACAGAGCUACAAUCUUCGGGCCAGGCAGAGUCUACGAUGCUUGGGACGCUGCCUGCUCCUGGACUGCAAAGUCUCAACACUGCUGGCCCUGACGAAGCUUGGGAGGGCAUUCCAAGAAAACUGUCCAAGAAGGAGAAGAAACACAGGUCACAAACAAGCCAGAUCGAGAGCAUUGUUGAGUCUACCUCGGAAAUACCAAACGAGGAUCCUGCGCUUUGUCCCGAAUCGAUUGACGUUGAAGCAUCUGGAGUCCCUGCAGGUGAGCAAGGGAUGACGGCGUCCACCGAGGAUGUCGCUCACGAGUCGUCGGAGUGGAUUUCUUCAAGUAAAUCAAAGAAAGGCAAAAAGGGAAAGAGACUCGCCUUGGCAGCAGCUGGGGUAGCAACAGCUACUAUUGUUGCCGACGUUUUAAACAAAUGCGUUGAGGAGGAGGCUGUAUUGCCAAAGGUCGAUGAUGCGCUUUCGAGGACCGAGCCUCUGGGCGCAUGGGCCGAUGAGAUGGACAACGUUCAACCGAUAAUCCAGGCUGAACCAUCCACUGCGGAACAAAACACCCUGCGGGAGGACGAUGGAGUUGGCUUCGAGAUUCCUCCAAAGAAAGCGAAGAAAGGCAAGAAAGGACGAGCGAGUCUAAGCCCUGCCGAAUUGAGUUCAGAGAAAACGGCCAUCUUGUCGGGCCCAGAGCGAACUUCCGAAGUGGCAAUUCCAGAAACCGAACAACCAGGGCUUGGCGGUGAAAAUGUACCCUGUGAUGUGGAUGCUACUGGGCAGGGGAGCACGUCACAAAAUCUUGGAGGUUUCACAACAGUCGAAGCAGACUCCGAGUGGGCCAUGCCGGUGAAGAAAAAGGGAAAGAAAGGCAGGAAGGGCAAGGGUGGCAGCUUGGGGAUGCCGGCCGAUGACGCAGAUGUGCCCUCACAGGCAGAGACAAUUGCACCUGCGACAGAAGAUGCGAUGCCCUGUGCCGAUGAUAUUAUCGAGAAUACCCCUACCCAGAAUCAGCCGGAGCCGAUUGACGACAGUGGGACUUGGAGAAUCGUUGCGAAUGACACUGAUGAGGGCGAAGCUGGUGGCAUGGGCCGCGGAGACACCACCUCAGCAGACGAUUCCAAACCCUUUGAGCCUGAGCCAGUCACGACGCCCAAAGAUGUCGCAGAGACACCUAUGUCUGAGCCAAUCACCGAGCCCGCUCAUGAACAGCCUAUACCCUUGGACAUGCAAACCGAGGACGCUCCUAUGGACAACGACUGGGGACUUGCAGUAAAAACCAAGGGCAAAAAGAACAAGAAGGGCAAGCAAGGAAGCAAUGUCGUCGCGCCGGCCAAUGAUGACGAAACGACAACUCAUACCAUGCCGAUAGAGUCCACAACAAAUGAUAUCGAGGAACAGCUGCCGGCCGACUUAACUACUGAGAUAAUUGUUGAACAGAAGGCAUCCUUGGAUAUGCGGGCUGAAGACGCUCCCAUGGAUGACAACUGGGGUGUCUCGGUAAAAACAAAGGGCAAGAAAAACAAGAAGAGCAAGCAAGGCAGAGGUAUCAUCACACAGGCCAAUAAAGAUGAGACGGUUGCCGAGCCUGCGCCAACAGAGCUAAAAGAGUCCACGGAGGACAUCGAGAAGCCGCCCAACAUGGAGCCAAACUCUGAGAUCGUCGUUGAAGAGCCCGCAGAAAAUGCCGAGAAACAGCCUCCCGUGGAGCCUCUGGUUGAAACCGUUGUUCUAGAGUCCACAGACGAUACCAAGAGACAGGCGCCUAUGGAGCCAACCGCGAAAACGGUUGCUUCAGAGCCCACAGAGGAUGCCACAAAACACGACCUCCUGGUCCCAAUCUUCGAAACCCUUGUCGAACAAGAUUCUUCAAACAUUGACGACUCCCAGGUGCCACCUCAAGCCGAAGCCGCCGUUGCUGAUGAUGAUUGGGCACUUCCUACCAAGAAGAAAGGCAAGCGAACUACAAAAAAGGACAACACCAGAAGUAGCACGAUGACGCCUGGGCUGGAUGACAAGUCCACUUCUAUCGAAAGUCCGUCCCCAGAAGUGACAGAUCGAUCUUUGUCGGCUCCCGAGACUGUUGGGCCCGCCGAUGUUGAAAAUCUCGUUGAAUCGAAUGCCCAACAGCCAACACCUCCGAACGAUAUUCAAGAUGAAUGGUCCAUGCCCGUGAAGAGGAAGAGCAGCAAGAAGAAAAAGGGUGGCAAAAGCGUACGAUUGUCCUUUGCGGCGGAGCCCGCUGCGGCCCUGGAUGAGACCAUUCCGCCGGAGGUGUCUCGCUCGAUGGAGAAUGUACCCGGAGAUUCUGCUGGCGAGUCAGGUGGCGCCAAGUCCGAUGCGCAGACGGUCGUUCAUGACGAUCAACCGCAAUACGCUGGAGACGCAAUCAGUGUGAACCCUUGGUGCGAUGUCAUCACCGCGUCCAAGUCUAGAGAGCCAGAAGAACCAAUUACGUCGGACGAAACCCUGGUCCCGAUUGAGGUCAACCCGGUCGACGCCCACCUUGCUUCAACCCAAGCAAUGGAUAUAGGUUCUUUUGAAAACGACUCUUCCCAGAGAGAAAUGAUAGCUGUGGAACAGCAGGAGGUUGCUGAAACCGUACCCGUGGCCAAGAAUGCAUGGACAUCUCAUAUUGCGUCUGAAGGCGGCACGGUGGACGAUUUCGCAGCGGGCGAGGUUGAGACGGAGCCCCCACCGACUGCAAAACCAACAGGCUACACAGACAGGAAUUUCGACGAGGCUUGCAACGUUGAAUCCGGAUCUCUCGCCAACACGGUUCCGAGCUCAAGCGCGGAAGGGCCUGCCAACCCGGGGGCGGACGCGUUUGAUGAUGUUUGGGAGAGCGACCCCAGGCUGCCUGGAAACAGCACUAGGGUUCCCGAUAUGAGCACUAUCGCUGAAAAAGAGAUUGCCCUGGAAAUUUCGGUGGAUGAGCUGCUCAGCAAAGACCCUCCUGAAGAGCCCGAUGCGGGCAGCAGCAAGAGUUUCACAGCCAUCAGUGGCGCCGCUGGUGGAAUAGGGCCGCUUGUGGAAAAGUUUGGAGGCGGAAAGAAAAAGAAAAAGAGCAAGCAAAAGAAGAUUGUGGACAAGAGACAAGCGCGAGAAGACGACAUAUUUGACGACCCGGAAUUAUGGGAGAGCGCAGAUAAAAAGAGCUUGCGGACGGCACCCUGCGACGACUGCGACGACGGCAUGGCUGGCGCCGUUAGCAGCGAGGAGCCGAGAAAGGCGGCGAAGGACCCGGUUACGACGGUUGAGGAAACCUCUGCAGAGAAGGCUGCGCUGGAAAUGGGUGAAUGGACGGCCCUCGCGACGGCGCCGCCUGCCGGUCUGCUCCGCCGAAGUCCCGAUGCCGAGGAACCGAUGGGUGGGCUCUUGAAGGAGCUGAGCAGGGCGUCGCCCGGCCUGAGCGAGUACAAGAGGUCACCGUCGCGUGCGCUACCGGUAGUUCAGGAGGUGCCCGAGGCAGAGGCGGAAGCGGUCAAGCCCAGCUUUGGGACGAUGGCCGAGGUCAAACGUGACAGCGGGUUUGCGGCCGAGCCGGCGAGCCCGCAGCUGGGUACGGGCAACUUGUUGAGUGAGGGACAGCAGCGAGACAGCGGCAUCCACACGGACGACUGGCCCGAAGAGAUGGACAUGACGCGCACGCCGGAGCCGGCGAAGACGAAGGGGAGGGAGGUGCGGUCAUCGCCUUUCGGGACGCCGGUGCUACGGGAGGGAACUCCGGUGCUGCGGGAGCCGGCAGCGGCAGAGGCGACGCCCGAACCGGAGAAGAAGAAGUCGACGAAAGGCAGGAAGCAAAAGGACUAUGGCGAGCUCGGCGGCCGCGUGACGGAAGCGACGGGUGCCACGGCGGUGCGUGGAGGGGCAGAGAGGGAAGCCGAUUCCGGCGCCGAUUCGAUGGCGGGGCCGCGCCGUUCCGCGUCCAACACCAGCCUCCCGCUGUCCCGUCAUCGGACGCCUGAGCCACAGCGAUUUGAGGCGGAGGCUCCAGGCAUCACCCGGGCGACGUCGACCCCCGCACUGACCCCCACACCCCCACUUCGGCGGGUGGACAAACGUAUGAGCGGUGACCUGCGAGCUUUACGUCAACAAAGCGGCAGCAAAAGUCCGACCCCAGCCGGCGUCGCAUUCACCACAACCGCGCAGGAGGCGGACAAAGUUGAGGAGAAGCAGGAUCCCGGGGCCAACGAGCUACCGCCUGUCGCGAACGAGAGCCGUGUCCGGUCCACGCAGGUCCCGGCCGUCGAUGACGGCGACAUGACCGACGUCUUCAACGGCUACGGCGAGGGUCGCAUCGGCUCGCCGAGGUCGCCGACGAGGCCUCACAGCAUGCGGCGCCGCCAGAGCAUGCAGGUUCUCGAGCUCGAGUCCCGCGUCGAUCAGCUGCUCGUCGAGAACCGAUUGCUGAUGGAGGCACGCGCGCAGGCCGAGCAGAACCUCGGCCAGAGCCAUCGCGCCGCCUCGGCCCUCUCGGAGCGCGACGCCGAGAUCGAGACGCUCCGCCAGUCGCUCCAGUUCCUCCAGAACGAGGUCCACCGCCUCGCCGAGGUCAACGAGGGCCUCGCCAGCGCCAACGCCGAGCUGGCCUCCAAGGACACGGUCCGCCACGCCGACCUCGAGCUGAGCCACGCGACCGUCACCCGCGAGUUCGAGGAGGCCCGCGGCCUGCACACCCAAACCCUGCAGGAGAAGGAGGCGGAGAUUGCCGACCUGCGCGCCCAGCUCGAGGAGGCGAAGGAGCAGAUUCGCGAGAUGCAGCGCAAGAUCCUCGAGGACAAGGCCGGCGACGAGGGCUUCCUCGUCAUCCGCGACGAGGACCACUUCGACACGCGCUGCCAGCAGCUCUGCUCCCACAUCCAGCAGUGGGUCCUGCGCUUCUCCAAGUUUUCCGACAUGCGCGCCUGCCGCCUCACGAGCGAGAUCAACGACGAGAAGACCAUCGACCGGCUCGACAACGCCGUCCUCGACGGCUCCGACGUCGAUUCCUACCUCAACGACCGCGUCAAGCGCCGCGACAUAUUCAUGUCCAUGACCAUGACCAUGAUGUGGGAGUUCGUCUUCACCCGCUACCUCUUCGGCAUGGAUCGGGAGCAGCGCCAGAAGCUGAAGUCGCUCGAGAAGCUUCUGACCGAAGUCGGGCCCGACGUCGCCGUCCGUAAGUGGCGCGCCGUCACCCUCACCCUCCUGUCCCGGAGGGAGAGCUUCAAGGAGCAGCGCGACCUCGACACCGAAGCCGUCGUCCAGGCCAUCCUCCAGACCCUGUGCAAGAUUCUCCCGCCGCCGAGCAACCUGGAGGAUCAGAUCCAGUCCCAGCUGCGCCGGGUCAUGCAGGAGGCUGUUGAUCUCUCCAUCGAGAUGCGCACGCAGCGCGCCGAGUACAUGAUGCUGCCCCCCCUGCAGCCUGAGUACGAUGCCGACGGCGAGCUCGCGGCGACCGUCCAGUUUGACGCGUCGAUGAUGAGCGAACGAAGCGGCAAGGUGUCCGCCACAAAUGAAGAACUGGAGGCCCAGGGGGCCGUUGUGCGCAUCGUGCUCUUCCCCUUGGUCAUCAAGCGGGGAGACGAUGGCGGCCACGGAGACGAAAAGAUUGUCGUGUGCCCGGCGCAGGUGCUUAUCGCGCGCGACAACGGCAACCGACACAUGACUCCAUCCAGCGACGUCGGCGGUGCAUCGCUCGGGGCGCCGAGCCGUGUCAGCGUCGUGACGGAAGCCAUGUGGCCGCCCGACAACGCCGAGCAACGGGAGGGGGCCUUCUAG
Molecule: messenger RNA, 15834 nt
Organism: Drechmeria coniospora
Lineage: Eukaryota; Fungi; Ascomycota; Sordariomycetes; Hypocreales; Ophiocordycipitaceae
Exons: 2
Coding region: 1-15834 (5277 amino acids)
Source: RefSeq, a predicted model, not a curated record